ACGCGCAAAUUCUUCCGGAACCCAAUUCUCCAUUUAAAUCCACCUCUGUGUUCGCUCUUUAUUCCCAUUUACCUUUUCCGUCUCUCUCUCCCUAUCUCUCUCUCUCUCUCCCUCUCUCCCCGCCCCGGUGUUGCAGCAAAUAUAGCGAGAAAAAAAGGGCCUCCAUUACGCUCUAGCCCCCAGCCCACCUAAUAAUCUCUCUCACGUACCAAAAUAAUCAGCUCAAUUAAUUUCAGAUCGCGCUUUUAAGCAUUCUCAGUUGUGUAUUUUUACACAGAUCCGUUAUAAAUUUUCUUUUAUUCGAAGCAGAUCUUGGUUACUUUGACUACAGAAGGUGAUAAUAAGCUGAAGAUAUGGCUCCGAGCACAAUUCGGAAGGCGAUCGGGGCGGUGAAGGACCAGACGAGCAUCGGGAUUGCCAAGGUGGCUAGCAACAUGGCGCCGGAGCUCGAAGUUGCCAUAGUCAAGGCCACGAGCCACGACGAUGAUCCUGCAUCUGAGAAAUACAUCAGGGAGAUUCUGCACUUGACAUCGUAUUCUCGUGGAUAUGUGAAUGUUUGUGUGUCUUUGAUAUCUAAAAGACUUGGAAAAACCCGGGAUUGGAUCGUUGCCCUUAAGUGUUUGAUGCUUGUUCAUCGUUUGCUUAAUGAUGGAGAUGCUAUUUUUCAGCAGGAGAUCAUGUAUGCCACAAGAAGGGGUGCUAGGUUGUUGAAUUUGUCGGAUUUCCGUGAUGAGGCUCAUUCAAAUUCUUGGGAUCACUCGGCUUUCGUGAGGACUUAUGCUUUGUACUUGGAUCAGAGGCUUGACUUGAUAGCAUUUGAGCGGAAACAGAGUGGAAAUGGCGGUGAAAUUGAGAAAUUCGGGUCUAGAGACGAAAGAUCUAAUUACAGAUCGCCUCCCGGCUCAAAUCGGGGCUAUGAUUAUGAUUAUAACGAGUUUCGGGAUGAGCCAGGGUAUGGGAUGAGGAGAUCAAGAUCAUCUGGGGACGUGAGGGAGUCGACAGAGGUGGGGAAAGAUGUGACUCCGUUGAGGGAAAUGAAGCCUGAAAGGAUUUUUGGAAAGAUGGGUCAUUUACAGAGGCUUUUGGAUCGGUUUUUGUCAUGUCGACCUACAGGAUUGGCCAAGAAUGAGAGAAUGAUUCUAGUGACUUUGUAUUCUAUUGUGAAGGAGAGUUUUAAGUUCUAUGCUGAUGUAUGUGAGGUUUUGGCUGUGCUCUUGGACAAGUUUUUUGAUAUGGAGUACCAGGAUUGUGUCAAGGCUUUUGAUGCCUAUGCUAGUGCUGCAAAACAGAUUGAUGAGUUAUCGGGUUUUUAUGGCUGGUGCAAGGAUAUAGGUGUGGCGAGGUCGUCAGAGUACCCAGAAGUGCAGAGAAUUACUAGUAAGUUGUUGGAGACUUUGGAAGAGUUUGUGAGGGAUAGGGCUAAGGCUACAAAGAGUCCGGAGAGGAUUGUGGAGAGCCAACCAGUGGCGGAGGAGGAGCCGGUACCAGAUAUGAAUGAGAUUAAGGCGUUGCCGCCUCCAGAGAAUUAUUCCCCACCACCACCACCUGAGCCGGAGCCUCCCAAGCCUGUGGUUCAGGAGACUAGAGAUUUGGUGGAUUUGAGGGAGGAGGGAACAACAGCAGAUGAUCAAGGAAAUAAGCUGGCUUUGGCAUUGUUUGCAGGGCCAGUGGCAAACAAUGGGACUGGCUCCUGGGAUGCAUUCCCAUCCAAUGGGGAGCCGGAGGUGGUUUCUGCUUGGCAGAAUCCAGCUGCUGACAGCGGUAAGGCUGAUUGGGAACUGGCCCUGGUGGAGACUGCGAGUCAUUUGUCUAAGCAGAAGGCAGCAAUGGGUGGUGGGCUCGAUCCUUUGUUGUUGAAUGGGAUGUAUGAUCAGGGAAUGGUUAGGCAACAUGUGAGCACUGCUCAAUUGAGUGGUGGCAGUGCCAGUAGUGUGGCAUUGCCGGGGCCAGGGAAGAGCACAACUCCUGUGUUGGCACUUCCUGCUCCAGAUGGUACAGUUCAGACUGUUGGACAAGAUCCAUUUGCUGCAUCGAUGACCAUUCCUCCUCCUUCAUAUGUGCAAAUGGCUGAUAUGGAAAAGAAGCAGCACUUACUAGUGCAGGAGCAGGUGGUAUGGCAACAGUAUGCCCAACAAGGCAUGCAUGGCCAAGCUACUUUGGCCAAGAUCAAUGCUGGUGGGUACUAUGCUCCUGGCGUACAACCCAUCAUGCCUUAUGGAAUGCCACCGGUAAAUGGAGUUGGACUACCCCCUGCCGGGUAUUACUCCGCUCCUCACUAAUAUUUAUUUAUGUAAAAUCUUUCCAUACGUUUAGUUCAUUCUUGUUAUAUUUUCCUGUUUUUCGACUGUAUUUUAUGUGAUCAUAUCUUACAAUUGGUGCAUGAGAAUGGAAUGGAAAGAGGGUGAGGGAAAGAGAAACUGAGCUGAAGAUAUUGGUUGUGUGGUGGAUUUUGAAGCCUGGUGCUCUGCGAUUCUCUUGUUAUGUCUCUUACUGUGUGUAAUAUCAUGUGAAACUUUUUUGACAUCUUUGUGAUAAUGCAAUGCUUGUUGUUUGUUAUUGACUCAGUUCAAUUCAAGGAACUCGUUACCUAA
Molecule: messenger RNA, 2591 nt
Organism: Olea europaea var. sylvestris
Lineage: Eukaryota; Viridiplantae; Streptophyta; Magnoliopsida; Lamiales; Oleaceae
Product: putative clathrin assembly protein At2g25430
Exons: 2
Coding region: 354-2279 (641 amino acids)
Biological process (GO): vesicle budding from membrane; clathrin-dependent endocytosis; clathrin coat assembly
Cellular component (GO): clathrin-coated vesicle; clathrin-coated pit
Molecular function (GO): 1-phosphatidylinositol binding; SNARE binding; clathrin heavy chain binding
Source: RefSeq, a predicted model, not a curated record